AUGUCUUUUUCCCAAACGUUGACCGUACCGCCCCAAGGCAGGACUUCGAAUGCGUUAUGCUAUGCUUAUCAAUCUACCGUGACAGAUGUCCCAUCUCCUCCACUACCAGUCGAAAAUUACACGACGGAAGAUCUCAAAGACAGGCUUAUAUAUGCUAAUCGUGUUCUGCGAAACUCGCAAAGGAGAUUAUCUCCUAUCGGAACCCGUGCGUUGCAAAUUUACAAAGACGCUUGUGCAAGAUUACUCAACCUUGAACAGGAGAACGGAGAUCUAGAAAUGGCCAGAGACGUAUGGCGUGCAACGUUACGUACAUAUGACCAAACGUUCAAUUUUACCCCCUGUCUGCGAAUUGUCCCGUCCUCUGAUGCGCAAGUUCUCCAAGAUCGGUUGAUCGACCUCCAGAAAACCACAUUUUAUACCAGAUAUGCAAACAUUUUUGCCGAACUUUGUAUACAACUGAAGACAGUCACUGGUCCAAUGCACAAGCCGUACUGGACUGAGAUUUACAGUAAACUUCAGUCUGAAAAAGACUCCUACAGACGCUUGCUUAGUGGCGGGAGGGCUCACUACGACUGUCCGACGUACCUGGCAAUCUCCCAUGCCUGUGACCAAAUCGGAUUUAGCCACAGUUCUAUGAUCCAAACCAUAUAUCAGCACGCAAAACUCAACGACCCCAUCGAUAUGGACAUCUUCUCCCUAAUAAAAACCGGUAAAUUCGAUGACUUGAAAAAACACCUUCACAGCGAUUCCCGCAUCACCCCACUCCUCGUCUACGGCGAUGAUUGGAAACUUAUCAAGCUUCUCAAACGGGUCAUAGAAUUUCUGACCGAUCUCUGGUUCGUCCGUGACAAGAUCGACCUGGACAAGCACCAAAUGUGGACCUAUACCAAGGCCCUCAGGAGCCUUUACAAACAACUCCAUGAGGAAGAUGCUUUCGCCCAGAAAAGCCAACUUGCCGACGCCAUCGCAAGAAAGAUUCGGAAGCGACUACGGGAUGCUGAGGAUGACUAA
Messenger RNA from Paracoccidioides brasiliensis Pb18, 1011 nucleotides. RefSeq lists its product as uncharacterized. The record is from RefSeq and is a predicted model, not a curated record. The transcript has a single exon. Bases 1 to 1011 code for a protein of 336 amino acids.